Molecule: messenger RNA, 3212 nt
Organism: Spirometra erinaceieuropaei
Lineage: Eukaryota; Metazoa; Platyhelminthes; Cestoda; Diphyllobothriidea; Diphyllobothriidae
Source: the annotation of a GenBank genome assembly
AUGUCCUCGUCCGAAGGCGUGACCAGCGGGACUUGCUGGUGGCGAAGGCGAUCGACGGUGCUGACGGGUGGACCGACCGUCGCCUCGUCAUCUCGAAGAUGCGUAUACGUCUACAGCCUCGCAGGAGGCCACAAGGUAAGUGACCCCCAGGUAAGCUGAAUGUUGCCUUGUUGUCUUUGCCUGCUUACCAUCUUCAAUUCAGCAAUGAGCUAGCUCAACGACUAGACAACCUUCUCAUCACCGACGCCGCCGCUGCCGAGAACGCCUCCAUGGAGAACCGCUGGUGUCAACUGCGGGACACGUCCAGGCGACGGCGCUAGCUGUCCUUGGUCGCGACGCCGCCAACACCAGGACUGGUUCUACGACAAAGAUGCCGUCACCUGCAGUCUGCUCGCCGAGAAGAACCGCCUACACGACGCCUACGUAGACCACCCCACUGACGACAACAGAAUUGCUUUCCACCUCAAUCGACGCCACCUUUAGCGACGACUGCGCGAGAUUCAGGACGCCUGGACUGCUCGCAAAGCUGAGGAGAUCCAAGGCUACGCUGACCGCAACGAAUGGAAGAACUUCUUCUCCGCUAUCAAAGCUGUCUACGGUCCGCCGACGAAGGGCACUGCUCCUCGCCUCAGCGCCGACGGCAACACUCUCCUGACUGAGAAGACGCAAAUCCUGCAGCGACGGGCCGAGCAUUUUCGAGGCCACCUCAAUCGCCCCUCCACCAUCUCCGACGCCGCCAUCGACCGCCUGCCGCAAGUGGAGACCAACGCGGACCUCGAUCUCCCGCCAUCUCUCCAGGAUACCACAAGGGCCGUACAGCAGCUCUCCAGCGGGAAAGCACCCGGAUCGGACGCGAUCGCUGCUGAGGUCUACGAGCACGGAGGUCCCCAACUCAUGGAUCAUCUGACCGCGAUCUUCCAGGAGAUGUGGCGUCAAGGUGAAGUCCCGCAAGACUAAAAAGACGCAACAAUCGUGCAUCUCAACAAACGAAAAGGGAACCGACAAAUCUGCGACAAUUGCCGUGAAAUCAACUUGCUGAACAUCGCCGGGAAGAUCUUCGCUCGCAUCCUCAUCAACCGCCUCAAUAACCAUCUCGCACAGGGUCUACUGCCGGAAAGCCAAUGCGGCUUCCGCCGUCAUCGUGGGAAAACGGACAUGAUCUUCGCCGCCCGUCAACUUCAGGCGAAGUGCCAGGAGAUGCGGACCCACCUGUACUCUACCUUCGUGAACCUGUCGAAAGCCUUUGACACGGUGAACCGUGAAGGACUGUGGAAGAUCAUGCAGAAUUUCGGCUGUCCGGAGCGAUUCACUCAGAUGGUGCGUCAGCUGCACAACGGUAUGAUGGCGCGAGUCACGGACAACGGAGCUGUCUCAGAGGCAUUCGCAGUGACCAGUGGAGUGGAGCAGGGAUGCGUGCUGGCGCCUACCCUAUUCAGUCUUAUGUUCACGAACCCCUCUUCGCGGACGACUGCGUCCUGAACACCACCUCGGGAUAGGAGAUGCAACGGAGCAUGGAUCUGUUCUCCGCCGCCAGCGAGAACUUCGGUCUGGUCAUAAACACGCAGAAGACGGUGGUGAUGCACCAGCCGCCAUCCCACUCAGCCACAACCCUCAACGCGCCGCAAAUCAACGUGAAUGGGACUCAACUGCAAGUGGUUGAGAACUCCCGUACCUGGGCAGUACUCUCUCCUGCAACACCAAGAUCGAUGACGAAGUCGCCAACAGGAUCUCGAAAGCCAGUCAAGCCUUCGGUCGCCUCCAAAGCACAGUUUGCAAUCGUGAUGGUCUCCAACUAUGCACGAAGCUGAAGAUGCACAAGGUCAUAAUCCUUCGAAGCUGCUGUAUGGAGCGCAGACGUGGACGGUGUACACGAGUCAAGCCCGCCGACUGAACCACUUCCACCUCAGUUGUCUCCAUCGCAUCCUGAGGCUGGACUGGCAGGAACGCAUCCCCGACACCGAUGUGCUGGAACGGACGGGAAACCUGAGCAUCUACUCCAUGUAGAGACAAAUGCAGCUGCGCUGGAGCGGCCACCUGGUGCGCAUGGACGACGAGCGACUACCCAAACGACUCUUCUACGGAGACGCCGCGACGGGUUCUCGCCGUCAAGGGGGCCAAAUUCGCCGUUACAAUGGUACCCUGAAGUCCUGCCUGAAGCGCCUGCAAAUCAACCUGACCAACUGGGAAGAGCUCGCACACAAUCGACCGACCUGGAGGAGAACAGAGAAGACAGACGCUGCGAUCUACGAAGCCAAUCGCAUUGCUGCCGCCAAAGUGAAACGCGAAGCCCGCAAAUCACAACUUCGCCCAGUACGCAACGCCGCCGCACAACCGCCCCCGCGUGUGCUCGAUGUCAACGGACAUUCCGGGCUCAAAUCGAACUUGUUGGACAUCUUCGGAUCAACUGCGCCUCUCGAACUGCACCAACCAUCGUCCCCCCGCCCGCCUCUUCUUCGUCCUCUCUGCCGCCAACUAACUCUGACAAUUCUUCUGAACCACCACUGCCACCCUCCUCCUCCUCCUCCUCCUCUUCGUCAUCCUCCUCAUCCUCCGCCUCCUCUUCCUCCUCCUCUACUGCUCCAAGGACGGCCGCUCAGGCGACUGCCACGCGCGCAACAACCGACACCACCCCCACCUCUCCCGACUCCAGCGAUGAGGAUCAGGAGUACACCUGCCCUCACUGCGACCACACCUUCACCUCACACAUUGGCCUGGUCCGUCAUUUGCGAAUCCAUCGCACAGAGACUGGCGAACCAGUGCCUGGAGCACCAGCCUUCACCCACCACACUCACAUCCACUGCCCGCACUGCCCUCGCACCUUCAGGUAUCGCAUGGGUCCAUUUGGCCACAUGCGAAUCCACGAGAGCGGAAUUGACCGCACUCCCGACACACCCACCACAUCCAAUACAUCCACCAUGGCCAGUCCCACCCUCGCUUUAUCGCCCUGCUCGCCCAUCACCACCUCCACCGCCUCCUCUGCAGCUGACACCGACACUGUCGACCUCUCAUGCCCACACUGCCCACGCACAUUCAACUCACGCAUCGGCCUGGUCGGUCACUUGCGAAUCCAUCGCCCAGAGACUGGAGAACCAGUGCCUGGAGCACCAACCCACACCCACCACACUCACCUCCACUGCCUGCACUGCCCUCGCACUUUCAGGUAUCUCAUGGGCCUAUUCGGUCAAAUGCGCAUCCACGACGGCCUGCGGUAG